CUUUCACCUCUUCCAACCUUCAAGCUUUUUCAAAACAGGGAGAGGAAACUACACAUGGCCGGCCGGUGGCCACGCUCGAACCCAAGCCAACCAAUCCAACGCCCACCCAUCGAUCAGACCGGAUUUCCCGCCUAAAUUGAGGCCGGGCCAUCUCGCCCAAAGUGUGUAGUAUUUGACUGAGCCUGCGUUCCAGGGUCAACGAAUUCGCUCGUGAGAUAGUCGUUUGGCCUUUUGAAACUUCUCGACUUUCGAAGGGAUCGAGCCCAUCCACGUCGUCAUCCACGUCAUCCACCCACCCACCCACCACGUAUCAUCCUUAGGUCAGCGAUAUGCUUAUGAGACAGUGGACCCGACCCGCGGCCCUCUCUGCCCGCUCUGUCCACUCUGUCCACUCCCCUCGCUCGACUGGCUGGCUCCAAACUGGCCCCCGAGCUCGGGCCCGGUACUUAAGCACCGGGGCCAUCCCCCAUUUCCCCCGGGGGGUGGCCGUUCACGGUCGUUCCACCCCUCAAUCCGAGCUCCACCCAUCAUCCGAUUUAACCGCUCAAUGGCGCGUCUAUGUGAAUGGCCCGUCCAGCCCCCGGGUCGGACCAGCUACCGGGGCCGCCCCCCAGUCGCCCUCCGGCCCGCUGGCCUCGUUAGAGCGUGCCUGGACCACAGAUUUUGGCUCCAUUCGUUUGGAUUCGGCCAAUCAACCCCAAUGUCACGGCCAGCAAGACCGCUUUGAAUCGGUGCCCAACCACCCCACCCAGCCCCCGCCUGCGUCCCCGUCCACUGGGGGGGUCGUCCAGCUGCUCCGACCGCUGGCCGACCCCGCCCCGGAUCGAGAUUUCUGGUUCGAAAAUGACGAUUCCCUCACCCGACCCGAUGUGGGCCGGACUUGGCUUUCUCGGACCCACUCUUCGGAUGCCCCUUCGCCAUCAAUCGGCGUAUCGGCUCGAGCCACGCCGGGUCAGCUUUCGCCCCUGGCCUCCGCCCCCAUGGACCCCCCACCCACCCCCGUCACCUCGACCGUCUUACCGGGGUUAGGCUGGGAACCUCACUCCCCGCCCGCGUCAUCCGCCGCGCCCGGGUCCGUCCAUAGUAUUGAUGAGCAGUACUUCACCCCCGUAGCCACAAGUGUACCAACCCCUGCGGCGCCGCUGAGCCCGAUGCCGUUGGGACCGGAGAUCGAACGCGUGACUGAUCUCAAUCCCGUAGACGAGCAAUAUUUUAGGGCCGCGCCCAUGGUCGAUACGACCGUGUCGACUGAUGAAUCCGAUACUCGAGCCAUGCGACAGCUGGUUCAUGACGCCACCCAAGAUCUGAGUUGGGUGGACCAACAACUCUUUUCCGACCCAGCCUCGCCCUCGGUUCCUGAAAAACCCCGGGCCACCCUGGCUCGGCCAUCCCCAAGGGCCCCAAAAGCGUCGCCCAAAAGCACGGCGCUGGCCUUUGUCGAGGCCUUGCGAAAACAUCCGGAGCAACUUGAAUCGGGCCCUCAAGCAGGGGAUCGAUUAUGGAACGAUUCGUUAAUGAAGCGUCUGUCCAGUGCGGCCCAAGUCAAAGACGCGAGUGAGGCCAUGGCCGUCAUAACCCAAGAUGACGCUACUCAAGAGCCUCCCUCCCCGAAAUUGGGCUCCAAACUUAACGACCGAUUCAAGCCCCCCGAUCUGGAAGUCCUGGGCUCUUUAGAUAUCAUUGAAAAACUCAAACAUAGCAUCAUCUUCGACAACCAUGAUAUCGUGGCCAUUAACAAACCCUACGGUCUGGAAAUGUACCAUAAAGGUAGCUCGUCAUUUCACGCACUGGAUAAGUAUCUUCCCGAUCUGGCUAAACACUUUGACGUUCCCGAAUUACUCGUGGUGCAUCGUCUGGACAAGAAAACGACCGGGGUGUUGCUUCUGGCCAAGUCCAAAUUGAUGCAAUCCACGCUGACGGACUUGUUUCGGCAACGCAAGAUAGACAAACGCUAUUGGGCCAUAGCUAAAGGUAUGGCCGAACCCUCCGAGGGCAUCAUCAAUAUCCCUCUCGGCGAGGCUUGCCUGGAUAAGCGCUUCCGGAUGACAGUACGGCCUUUGUACUCAAAUUCUGAUAUAAUGACCGGCCUGAAGAAUCCCAAAGGUCAAGUUCUUCCCGCCGUCACGGAGUAUCGAGUUCUCUCGUUGAAACAUCGAAUGCAACUCAUUGAAGCCAAACCAAUCACGGGCUUUCGACAUCAAAUUCGGGCUCACCUGAGCUUGGGCAUAAAGUGCCCGAUCUUGGGAGAUCACGUCUAUGAUAAAGUUGAUUCCGUGGGUAAACCGCAACGACUCCCGCCCUACGCAUUGGAAAAACUUGGAAUCCGUGCUAGUGCAGCACGGCAUAUGCCAUUGUGUCUUCAUGCCAAACACAUUCAAAUCCCUGAGAUCGUUUCCAAUAAGAAUGUAUGGGUAGAUGCGGCACUUCCCCAUCAUUUCAAUCGCAUUAUGAACAAACUGAAUCUAAAGCCGUCUCGACACGUGAAAAUAUAGGCGGAACUUAGUCAUGGAAAUAUUAAAGGAACUUAUUACUAAA
Tigriopus californicus is the source of this 2535-nucleotide messenger RNA. RefSeq lists its product as uncharacterized. NCBI's taxonomy places the organism in Eukaryota, Metazoa, Arthropoda, Copepoda, Harpacticoida, Harpacticidae. The transcript has 3 exons. Gene Ontology annotation, molecular function: RNA binding; pseudouridine synthase activity. The record is from RefSeq and is a predicted model, not a curated record. The coding region runs from base 330 to 2492 and encodes 720 amino acids. Gene Ontology annotation, biological process: pseudouridine synthesis.